This is a messenger RNA of Oncorhynchus mykiss (rainbow trout), 3556 nucleotides long. Lineage: Eukaryota; Metazoa; Chordata; Actinopteri; Salmoniformes; Salmonidae. The record is from RefSeq and is a predicted model, not a curated record.
ACCUGCGCAGCAAAGACGCUCAUAAACGAACAUCAACGUAUUUCUGCUCCGCUACAAUUGUUGUGUUGUUGCUAGACUACUGAUGCCAGAGAAAAACAACAUCAAAGGAUUUAUCAAAGAAGACUAUUAAAUUAUAUUUCCAUUUCUGCAUCGUUUAUUCCCGAGCAACGGUGUAAUACGAGAGAUUGUAGGUGUCUGCUGUGCUCGUAACGAAAUCUAAAAUAAUCGCUUGGGGUAGGCUAUAGCUGCGAGGCUAUUGUUGCUUUCGUGUCGUUUUGAGGACAGGCAUUUGAUUAUGUUUUGAUCUCAAAGUAAGAGGUGUUUAUUUUAUUUUAUAUCUCUACCAAAUGCUUGUUUUUCCCCGCAGCUAUAGCUAAGGCAAACGUGUCAACGUAGCGAAAUGAAGCACAGGAAAAUGACAAGAACACGCAAAGAGAGGUUCUCCAACUGUCCAAUUUCUCCAAAGAGAGAUUAGUUUAUUAUUUUAUAAUCUGUAUCCAACUUCAACGAUGUCUCUCGUGGCCAGCGAUAUCCCGACGGACGAAGACCUAGAAGAUAUGGUUGAGGAUGGACUUUCUCUUGCUACCUACAUAUCAGACUCUGGAAAGAAAGCCAGGAAAAAGAAGCUGUCUGGUAAACCUCCCCCUUCUCCCAGGUCUCCGUAUCUCUCCAGUAUGGAUGUGAACCAGAGGAGAUCAGCGGUGUCAGCUUGGAGGCCCCUGAGAGGAACUCUGGGGGAGAGGGGGGAGGCCCUAGCGGGGAGAGGUGACACUCUGUUGGAGAGGGGUGAGGCAGCUCGGACCCCCAGAGAGAACUGUCUGGCUUCGCUAAGCAACGGGCACGGUCUGUCCCAGUCUCUGAGAGUUGACUUUGACACAACACACACCUCAGCCUGUCUCUCCUCUUCUCCCUGCACUCCAGAGUAUCUCCAACAGGCUCUUGGCAUUAAGAAACCCAAACACCUGCACUCCUCAUCCAAUGACUUCAGAGAGAAGGAGGACAUGUACGAUGAGAUCAUCCACCUCAAGAAGAGUCUUCAGGCCCAGAAGUCCGAAAAGGACAGGAUGAAGGCCAAACUACGGCGUCUGGAGGAGGACAAAACUAAGAAAGACAAGCAAAUAGAACAGCUGUUGGAUCCCACCAAGGGACCGGAGUACACACUGAGUCUGGUGGACAAGAAACACCAGGGGAGCCUGGUUGUUAAUGGACUGAAACAGAGAAUCCUGAAGCUGGAACAGCAGUGUAGAGAGAAGGAGAACACUGUGACCAAACUGCAGAGUGAGCUGCAGACCACUAAUCUGGAGGAGUUGAAGAUCACAGUGGAGACCUACUUUGAGGAGAUUCAGAGACUGAGGAUGAUAUUGGAUGCAACAGAGAAAAGCAGUAGAACAGAGAGUAAAGGUUCUCAGAGGAAGCAGAAGGUUCUAAGCUCUACGGUUCUGCGUCUAUCAGAGAACCUUAAACAGCUACAGCAGGAGAACCACACACUGAGAGAGGAACUCAACACAGACAGCCCAGCCAGUGGGCUGAAAGCCUACAAAGACUGGAGCAGACAGAGAGUGUUGAGGAGACUGGUGGAGCUGGAGAGGAGGUUAGAGGAGGGGAGCAGAGACCCGGCCAGGAGGAGUGGGGUGGACAGACUGGUCCAGACGGACCACCACACCACACCCACGGAGACGGGGGUUGCUACGACGCCGGGGAUAACCACCGUAACAACGGAAGGGGGCGUUGCAGUGGUAAACACCCAACAGGAAGGGGAGGGGUUUGUCCGUCUGAAGGGGUGUGUCAGACAACUGGAGCAGGAGAAGGCGGAGCUACAGGAGACGCUGACCGAUAGAGAACAGGAGCUGAGACGACUGAUGGCCGAAUCUUCUGUUUUCAGACAGGAGCUGAGACAACUGAUAGCCGAAUCUUCUGUUUUCAGACAGGAGCUGAGACGACUGAUGGCCGAAUCUUCUGUUUUCAGACAGGAGCUGAGACAACUGAUGGCUGAAAGAGAGCAGGAAGAGAAAGAGACGGAGAGGAGGAAGAAUGAACGAAGGAGUGAACAUGAGAAGGAAACACGACUCUACCUACUGGAGAUAGAACAGCUGACCGUGAAGAUACAGUCUCUGGAGGAGGAGAAGAAGAGAUGGACCGAAGAAGAACAGAACCAGGAGGAGAACCGGAAGGAGAACCCAGAAGGGAGGGAGGAGAAGGAAAGAGAGGAGAGGGAAGAACAGAACCAGGAUAACCGGAAGGAGAACCCAGAAGGGAGGGAGGAGAAGGAAAGAGAGGAGAGGGAAGAACAGAACCAGGAUAAGGAAAGGGCAGCUAGGGUGAUCCAGAGAGAGUGGCUGGAGCACAGAGACAGGGACACAGUGUUGGUCCAGUCAGCAAUAAGAGGACAUCUCCUCAGACAGAGCCAGAUAGCUCACCUCCGAGACACACACACCAGCACUCUCAGCAAGGUCUCUCUCUCUCUCUCACACACACACAUGUACGAUGAGGACAUCCACCUCAAGAAGAAUGGCCAAUCACAGCGCGGCACUGAUGUUACCUCCCGUGUGGAGGAUGGGGAGCUGGUUGCCGUGACGCUGAUCCAGUCUGUGUUCCGAGGUCACCUGACACGCAGCGCACUGAUGACGGAGAGCUCUGAGUCUCCAGCCCCUCCUCCCUGUGGACCCACACCAGCUCCUAGAAGAGUCCCGUCUUCCCCUUCAACACACACUCCCAGCAACACAGCCCUUCCAGGCAGUGAUGCAGAUGAAGAUGUAACGGAGCUGAGUGAGGAAGAUCCCUGGCCUGUCUCUAACACACUGUCCAACAGGAGGAGACUCACACCAGCCCAACUACAGCUCCACCCACCUCCAGAUUCCAAGGUUGCUAAGGCGAUGGACUCUGAGGAUUCCGACGAUGACAUCAUCGUGUCUCCGUCUCGUCUCGUGGGAAGGAGAGAAGAAAUCUACUUCUAGACCAGAGCAUUGCACUAUGGGAUAUGAAGUGUGUGUGUGUGUAGCUGGGUAUGCAGGCUUUUACUCCAGCCCUACACCAGAUUCAAUCUGGGUCCAGAGGACAUGCUGAUAAGUAGAACCAAGUGUGUUUUGGUAGUGCAGGGCUGGAACGAAGUCCUGCACAUGCAGUAGCUCUCCGGGAGGGGAGUGUUUGUUGGUGUCAGGACUGUAAUGAUAAUGAUAAUAAUGAUAAUCCUGAACAUAUCCAGGAGGGUCGCUUGGCCAGCUCUCUGCCCAAUAAAUCUCCGUUCUGAUACAGAUCGUUUUUUAUGUUGCCAAAGUGCCUGAGUGCUGUAUAUAGAUUAUUGAUGGUCAUAAACAAAGUUAUAAAUCAUGGAGUUUAUUGGAGAAUGAGCGACUUUUAAAACAUGUCUAUCAAUAUAAACACUGCUGAUUCAAAACUGUGAAAUUAUUAUCAUAUUCUACUGCAAUAUGACGGCUCAGAGGAGAGUGUGUGCGCGCGCGUGAUCGUGCCUUGAGUUGUGUUUAUUAUAAUAGCUGUAAUCCAUGAAAAUAAUGUUUUAUCUGAUUAAAUGAGUCUCUUUCCUUGUAUGGUAAAAACA